Messenger RNA from Xiphophorus maculatus (southern platyfish), 3137 nucleotides. It is a transcript of the gene dusp16, whose product is annotated as dual specificity phosphatase 16. Bases 515 to 2410 code for a protein of 631 amino acids. The transcript has 7 exons. Gene Ontology annotation, cellular component: cytoplasm; nucleus. Gene Ontology annotation, biological process: negative regulation of MAPK cascade; protein dephosphorylation. Gene Ontology annotation, molecular function: MAP kinase tyrosine/serine/threonine phosphatase activity; protein tyrosine/threonine phosphatase activity. Lineage: Eukaryota; Metazoa; Chordata; Actinopteri; Cyprinodontiformes; Poeciliidae. The record is from RefSeq and is a predicted model, not a curated record.
GCAACAGGACGCUGAAGCUGCUCUGCUGUAUAUCGCAGCGUCAGUAAUUGGGACGCUGGCCCUUUAAGAGUCCUCCGAGUUCUUCGGACUCUGCUCCGGAUGACGACUUGCUGUUAUUUUUACCGCGGUGACCUCAUCUCUUAUGGCAGCGGUAGGACUUCGGUUCACUCAUCCGCUUUCUGCUCGGUUUCUGCCGCCUCUUCUAUUCCCUUUCUCGGCCUUUAAUUUCCGCUACAUUUCCGCGGGCUUCCCCCGGAACAUCAGGCGGGACGGCGAAGCUGUUAGUCGGACUGUGACGAAGACUUUUCAGGCGGAAGCGUUGGCGUGAUGAAGAUGAUGAUGAUGGCCCGCCCCCAGAUGUGACAUCAUCCUGCCUUCAUCUUCCUCACUUGCUCCUCCUCCUCCUCAGGACCUGUAACCCGUCCAGAACCAUGAAGUUCUUCUGAGCUUCUCGUGUUCUGGAACCCGACCGGACCGCCACCAAGGAGGAAGAGUCGGAGCGGACCGGAGCGCGAUGCCCAGGCCCAGCGCGGUGCGGCCCAUUGGGCCGGAGGCCCUGGUGGUUCUGCUGGAGGGCGGGCUGGACCGGGUGGUUCUGAUCGACAGCCGGCCCUUUGUGGAUUACAACACGUCUCACAUCCUGGAGGCGCUGAACGUCAACGGCUCCAAGCUGAUGAAGAGGAGGCUGCAGCAGGACAAGGUGCAGAUCACCGAGCUGCUGCAGCACUGCGCCCGCAGCCAGGUGGCGCUGCAGGGCGACCAGGAAGUGGUCGUCUACGACCAGAACUCUUCGGACCCGGCCGCACUCGGCGCCGACUCGUUCCUCAGCGUUCUGCUGGUGAAGCUGGAGAGGAGCUUCCCCUCAGUCCACCUGCUGUCAGGUGGGUUCUGUGAGUUCUCCCAGCUGUUUCCGGGCCUGUGCGAGGGGAAGUCGGUUCUGGUUCCGUCCUGCCCGUCCCAGCCCGGCCCAGCCGUCUCCAACCUGGGCCCGACCCGGAUCCUGCCGCACUUGUACCUGGGCUGCCAGAGGGAUGUCCUGAACAAGGAGCUGAUGCAGCAGAACGACAUCACCUUCGUACUGAACGCCAGCAACACCUGCCCCAAACCGGACUUCGUCCCAGAAUCCCACUUCCUGCGGGUCCCCGUCAACGACUCCUUCUGCGAGAAGAUUCUGCCCUGGCUGGACCGGUCCCUGGACUUCAUAGAGAAGGCCAAGGCGUCAGACGGCCGGGUUCUGGUCCAUUGCCUGGCAGGAAUCUCCCGCUCUGCCACCAUCGCCAUCGCCUACAUCAUGAAGCGGAUGGACAUGUCUCUGGACGAGGCGUACCGGUUCGUGAAAGAGAAGCGGCCGACCAUCUCGCCGAACUUCAACUUCCUGGGUCAGCUGCUGGACUUCGAGAAGAACAUCAAGAGUCCGGACGGUUCCGAGAGCCGACCCGACCCGCCAGGCGCCGGGCUUCUGGCCAACCAGCAGGGGGCGGAGCCUCUGUCGGAGCCCCAACCCCCGCCCUGCGACCCGGCCGAGCAGCUGGCCGAGGCUCUGGGCGGCGCCCAGCUGGUGGACGGGUCUGAGGACAGCGCCCGCCUCAAGCGCUCCUUCUCCCUGGACAUCAAGGCAUUCGGAGAGCCGGGCGCGAGCCCCGCCCACCGUGCCUUCGGGCCGCACACCGGGCCCGGUACGAGCCCCGCCCACCGCGCCUUCGGGCCGCAUGGCGGCCCGGGCGAUGACUUCUACAAGGCGGCGCCGAGCAGCAAGGCGUGCCAGUUCUCCCCGGUGGAGGAAGUGUCGGAGCAGUCGACCCCGGAGCCGAGCCCGGACCAGGAGGAGGGGGCCGGGCCGGACCGGGCCAGCGGGCCGGACCGGGUGGCCUCGCCAGGUUCCGAUCCCGCCCCCAUAGACCAGCCGGGCUCUAGCCCCGCCCCCAAAGCCCCGGUCGGCCCACAGCACCUGCAGCGCUCCGGCAGCAUGGAGGAGAGCAACACCAGCUUCCUGCUGGGCCUGUCCUGCAGCCAGCAGCAGCUGGCCCGACCCGGUUCCGGGUCCGGUUUUGGUUCGGCUCUGAAGGGCUGGCACUCUGACAUCCUGCUGGGAUCCGUGGCGGUCUCCGCCUCCUCGCUGACGGCCGGCUGGUACCUGUCCUCUGAAACUACGCGGUUCUACUCGUCUGGGUCCGUCCUGAGCGGCGCUGGAUUCGGCCCGCUGGGCUGCGGCGCCGGCCUGGAGGCGGUCCGGCGCCGGCAAAGGGCCGGCGACCGCGGCGACUCGCGACGCAGCUGGCACGAGGAGAGCAGCUUUGAGAAGCAGCUGAAGAGGCGCAGCUGCCAGCUGGACGGGUCCAGAGAGGACAUGAGGCCGGUUCCGACCCGGCCAGGCUUCUCUGGCAGCAUGGAGGUCAUCCAGGUGUCCUGAGCUGCAGUGGCGCCGUGACAUCACAGACAGGGCUACGCCCACUUUAGGACAGGCAUCUGGGAGCCGGCAAAACCCAACCGAACCCGGCAGAGCCUGGACUCACCAGGCUCAUGGAGAAUCACCAGAACCGAAUCAGAAUCACAGAGCGGUUCUGAUCCAGAGGUUCUGAUCUGGACUGAUCCAAACAGAACCAAAGCCACUGAUUCUGAUAGAAGUCCUGUGAUUAGUAGGUAGCAGCUGGUUCUGGUGCAGAGCCGGGUUGGAUUUGCUUCUGGAUCCGAACCAGAACUGGGUCUGAGUAGAUGAUCAAUGAAAGUUUGAACUUCACCUGGGCGGUUCUGUGUUCCGACCCGGAUCAUGAUUCUGUGAUCUCAGGCUGAGACGCUCCAACAUUUGGACCUGAGCUUGGUUCUGGAGACACAGUGAGACGUUAGAAAGUCUCUGAUUGGUUGAUUGGUUCUGGUUGGUUGGUUCUGAUUGGUUGAUCAUCAGGAUAGUGUUGACCUGCAGGUAUGAACAGGUGUUGUAAUCUAUAAGAGGCUCAGAAGUUCUUGGAGGUUCUGGUUGGUCAGACUGGGUCCAUCUCCAGGUGAACCCUCAGGUGUCUGAGGGUCAGCGGGUCAUGUGACCUCCCUCCGCUCACAGGUAAUGUUGCACUAUGUUUGAAUGGUGAAAUAAACAGGCUCACCUGAAGUCACAUGGCCUCAGGUGAGUCUCCAGGACAGGA